AUGCCACUUCCUUCAAUCAACCCUCCGCUCAUCAAUAGCGCUAAUCCGUGGUGCUCGACCCGCGAGGAUCUACAAGCGCUUUUUGACGAUGAAAGUACCGGAGCUGUGACCACCCGCACAAGUCUUCUCGAUGGAUUCCCACAUGAUCCUGCCAUACAUCAGUUCACUUUCUUCGACUCAAGAUCGGGCGAACAUUGCAACGAGUCGAAAGACUUCCGUAACGGACCUAUCGAUACAUCUUAUGGAGGGAGUCUCAACACUCUAGGGUAUAGCCCUCACCCACUAGCAUCUUAUCUCUCCAUGCUUGGGGAGAUUGUAGCCGCUUCGAGACUUCCGGAUUCAAUCCGUCAGACGAAGCCUUUCAUCAUUUCUGUCACGGGUGGUGCAGAUGACGUUCUGGAAUGCUACCGCAGAAUCCAAGACGUUCAGGAUACUAUAUCAAACCCACUGUGUAUGGAGAUCAACCUGUCCUGUCCCAACAUACCAUCCAAACCACCGCCAGCGUACUCCAAGUCGUCACUGAUCGAGUAUUUGGAGAAGCUAAAAUCAGCUCCCUCGUUGGAAGGCAAGCAACGAGUAGCAAUCGGUAUCAAAACGCCGCCAUACACCUAUCAUGAUCAGUUCCAGAUCCUGAUCGAUGCAUUGAGUGAAACAAGUAGUCCAACAUGCCCGGUAGACUUCAUCACCGCCACUAACACUCUUGGAUCGAGCUUACUUCUUGACUUGGAUGGAACGCCCGCUUUGAAGUCCUCGAGUGGUUUGGGUAUCGGAGGCAUGGCCGGAGCUCCUCUUCACCCGUUGGCGUUGGGAAACGUCAAGACAAUACGACAGAUGCUGGAUGUACACGAGCAUUUGAGGACAAUCGACCUUAUUGGCGUUGGUGGUGUAAGUGACGCUGGUGGGUACAGGAGGAUGAAAGCUGUUGGGGCUUMUGUUGUUGGAGUUGGUACCGCUCUUGGGAGAGAGGGGGUACCGGUGUUCAAGAAGAUCCUUAUGGGACUGGAGGCUCGUAGCGAGGUGUAG
Molecule: messenger RNA, 1023 nt
Organism: Ramularia collo-cygni
Lineage: Eukaryota; Fungi; Ascomycota; Dothideomycetes; Mycosphaerellales; Mycosphaerellaceae
Product: related to dihydroorotate dehydrogenase A
Exons: 1
Coding region: 1-1023 (340 amino acids)
Biological process (GO): pyrimidine nucleotide biosynthetic process; 'de novo' pyrimidine nucleobase biosynthetic process
Cellular component (GO): cytoplasm
Molecular function (GO): dihydroorotate dehydrogenase activity
Source: RefSeq, a predicted model, not a curated record